This is a messenger RNA of Perkinsus marinus ATCC 50983, 1113 nucleotides long. RefSeq lists its product as hypothetical. Lineage: Eukaryota; Perkinsozoa; Perkinsida; Perkinsidae. Gene Ontology annotation, biological process: phosphatidylethanolamine biosynthetic process. Gene Ontology annotation, molecular function: ethanolamine-phosphate cytidylyltransferase activity. The transcript has 12 exons. Gene Ontology annotation, cellular component: cytoplasm. The coding region runs from base 1 to 1113 and encodes 370 amino acids. The record is from RefSeq and is a predicted model, not a curated record.
AUGGUUGAAACUGAUCAAAUUGGCAAUUCCACUGAGGGGAGCGGCUCGAUUGUGCGGCCCCCUAAGACCAUGCGCAUUUUGAUAUGUGGAUGUUGGGAUUUGAUGCAUACUGGUCACUUCAACGCCAUCAGACAAGUUUCUACCAUUGGUCGUGAAAUUGAGGAGGAAAAGAAAGAGGAAGGAGAAACGGUCCACGUUGAAGUUGUGGCUGGAAUUCACCCUAACAAGGAAAUACGACGAGUGAAAGGAGGCGAGUUUGUAUGCUCUGAAGAGGAGAAAGAGGCAAUGUUGUGGGCGUGUAAAUGGGUGGACGAUAUUGUGCGUGACGUUCCUUACAAGCCUCUUACAGUCGAAUUCUUGGAUGAGCAUCGCAUUGAUUACGCAGUUCACGGUGAUGAUAUCGCGAAAGCUUCUGAUGGUACUGAUAUGUAUGGUUACGUUAAAAAGGCUGGCAGAUAUCGGGAAUUCAGAAGGAGCGAAUGUAUUUCGACGACGACCUUGAUCAACAGAAUUCUGGGUUGCUAUCCUGGUGCCAACGCGAAUGAGGCAUUCUCAUUGACUAGUAGGAGGAUGAUAGAAUUCUCGCGAGGCUACAAGCCCAUAGAGAGGGCCACCAAAAUUGUAUAUAUCUCCGCAGUUUGGGAUUUACUAAACACUUCGCACGUGGAAGCUCUUCGCCUCGCUUACAAAGCUGUCAAAGGCGCGGACUACCUCUUGGUUGGCGUUAGGCAUGACUCUUCAGCGAAUGGAGAGAUCGAUAAGACGAUAACGUCGGAUGGCGAACGGGCACUGUCCUUACUCAGCUGCCGUUAUGUAUCUGACGUAGUUUUGCAAGCUCCUGAGCACCCAAGUGCUGACUUUUUCAGAGCAUUCAAUGUAAGUGCCGUCGUCGUCAUAAGCAACCAUCCAGAUUUCGACCCUGAUGAAUCCAAGUUCGAGAAUGCCAAAGGGCAAGCGGACAUUGUCAGGUUGUCACUACCGAAGGACUCUGUUACUACGGAGGAACUUUGUCAGCGUGUUCUGAUGAAGAGGGAUGCCUUCGAGGCUCGCAAUUCUAAGAAAGUAGACCCCGGUGUCCGUGUGGUGACUUCAAAUGCUCAACUGCGGGCUUGA